Megachile rotundata (alfalfa leafcutting bee) is the source of this 1385-nucleotide messenger RNA. Its product is annotated as DNA polymerase delta subunit 2. Lineage: Eukaryota; Metazoa; Arthropoda; Insecta; Hymenoptera; Megachilidae. Gene Ontology annotation, molecular function: DNA binding. Gene Ontology annotation, biological process: DNA replication; DNA strand elongation involved in DNA replication. The record is from RefSeq and is a predicted model, not a curated record. Gene Ontology annotation, cellular component: delta DNA polymerase complex.
AAAUAAAAAUAUUUCGAAUAAAUUUGGAGGCAAAACUUGUACAUUGAUGUCCACUAAACUAAAGUAAUCGAACAUAAUUAGAAAUAGAAUAUCAUCAAAUUUGAUACAUAUUUUAGACGAAAAUGGUUCAUAAAACCGACAAGUGCAUGAGUGUGGAAUCAGAAAAUGAAAAACCACAAGUAUUUGACAGAAAGCAAGCUCAAUAUACAGAUCUUUCCAAGAAAUUUGUAAAUACAAAAAACGACUAUUCUAAACAAUUUGCUCACAUAUAUGCUAGUAGACUUGCUGAAUUACGGAGCGUUUUAAUUCCACGUGUACAAUCUAAAUGGGGAAAUAUUCCUAUUGUCAAAUUGGCUGAAUUAGAAAAUUUAGAGGGUCGAGAAUGUGUAAUAAUUGGUACACUUUAUAAACACCAACAAUGGAAACCAUCAAUUUUGCGUGAACUUAGUGAAGACCAUCAACUUAGUCUUCCUUCUUCAAAAUCUGAUUAUUGUUCUGAAAAAGAUCAACCUUUUCUAGAAGAUGAAAUGUUGCGUAUUAAACUGGUAGGGGAAGAGGUUGACUUAAAACAAAUUGUUACUGGAGUUGUUUGUGCUGUAUUGGGCAAAGAAAACAAUGAUGGAACAUUUAUGGUAAAAGAAUGGUGUUUUCCUGAUUGUGCUCCAAAAGAAUCUGUAACAAACUGUACAUCUGAAGGAAAAGUAGUGUUAGUAUCUGGAUUAGAUCUAUCUACAAAUAGUAAAAGCUUAGAAAUAAAUCUUUUUAUGGAAUGGUUGUGUGGAAUGGCAGGUAAUUCAAUAGUACAGAAAGAUAGCACUUCUAUUGUACGUCUUGUUAUAGCAGGUAAUACUGUAAAAAGAAAUGAUACACUCCACUCAGAAACAGAUACACUAGCUAAAGAAAUUGGAGAAGCAAUAAAAACUACAGAUGAAUUUCUAAGCACUUUGGCAACGUGUUGUUGUAUUACUUUGAUGCCAGGAGAAUAUGAUCCUACUAAUGCUAUGUUGCCUCAAAGACCAUUACAUCCUUGUUUAUUACCUAAAUCAUCUAAACUUGAAAGUUUUAAAAGUACUACAAAUCCAUGGAUUGGUAAAGUUGAGGAACGAAUAAUAAUUGGUACUAGUGGUCAAUCAAUUAAAGAUAUUAUUAAAGCAACAGGUGAAAUUGGUAUUUCACCUAUCGAAUGGUUAGAACGAACACUAUUAUGGAGGCACAUGUGCCCAACAGCACCAGACACGUUAUUAGCCUGUCCAUACUAUGAAAAAGAUUUGUUUAUUAUGAAAGAAUGUCCAGACAUAUAUUUUGUUGGAAAUACUGAUAAAUUUGAAACAAAACUUUGGAAAGGUUUGUACAUUCUAUGCUUAUACUUACCGCUAUAUGCUUAA